AUGGAAAAUACCCGGGAACGACAACAAAGAGACUAUGACCUGGCUGCUCAUGCAGAACCCUUAGCUCUGGGAGACCUGGUGUGGUUGAAGAACAACCAUAGAACCAGUAAAUUGGACAGCAAGUGGGAAAGGAUUCCCUAUGUCGUUUCUGCCAUUCCUAACGCUGAGGCUCACAUUUACCAAAUCUCUAGAGAAGUUGUUUCUCCAUCCCAGGAUGAACCCAUUUCAGCUCCUGUUAUUUCUUCGCCUCAGAGUGUACCUGAAGGAGCUCCAGAGCCUGUGGACUCCUCCAACCCUCCUGAACCAAGUCAGGAGGAAUCUCCACGUUACCUGAUGAAAAGGUUCCAUAAAACCAACAGCAAUGUUCACAAUGCUACGGAUUUGGUACAGGACGGUGAGACAUCCCAGGAAGACAAUGAAGCCAAAGUAAAGCAAUGCUAUUAUUGGCUGGUGGCUCAAAAUGUUACAGGGAAGGUAAAUGGAGGGGACCACUGUGUAUGUGAAGUUCUACUACCAGAUAGCUCCUUUCCAGCCAUGAGGGUGGGCACCCUAGAGGAUGAAACUCAACAACUGAUCAACCGUGUGGAAGAUGAAAUGCAGAAGCUAGAAGAGCAGGACAUCAGACUGGAUGCCUAUAUGGAAAAACUCAUUAACCUAACCAAGAGACUGGAAAAGUUGGAGAAGAUGCGUCCUGAAGGCCUAGUAGAAAUUAACUUUGAUGUCCUAAAGAAAGAGAUCAAAGAGAUGGAGAUGGUCAUCUCACAGCUGAGAGGCAGAGUCAACGGAAGUAACGCUCACGUGGAAGACCUGUAUAAGGAGGUGAAGAAUAUCUCAAAGUCAGUUGGACAGCUGGAGACUCUUGACAAGAACAAUGUCCUCAAAGCUCAGAGAGACAUGGAGGUUCUGAAGAAACGUUUUGCAGAUUGUGAGAAAACUAUUAAGAUGAAAGCUGCACCCAUGGUACCACUUGGAUCUUGUCAGCACCAUGGCUUAUCACUUAUCAGCAAACCCAACCUUCUGCAACUUAACUGGAAGGGAGUCGCCUUCAAGUCUGGAGCAUGGGGUAAGGAUGCAGCAUGGAACGCCACUAAGAAGUCCUUGUAUUGGGUUGCUCCUCUUAAUCCUGACGGCCGAAUUCUAGAGUCCAUACGUAUUUAUCCAUCCUUGAAUGAUAUACAGCUGUACAAGAACUCCAUCGACCUGCCCCUCUCUGUGCUCAUCAAUAACAGAUGGAAUCAUACUUUUGGAGGUCAGGGCGCAGGAGUGAUCGUCUACAACGGCAAUCUGUACUACAACUGCUACAACAGUCAUGACAUGUGCAGAACAAACUUGAACAACGGGGUCUACCAAAGAAAAGCUCUACCCAAUGCCGUAUUCAAUAACCGAUGCUCCUAUUCUGGAGUCAGCUACCAAGAAAUGGACUUUGCUUCGGAUGAGAAGGGUCUGUGGGUGAUAUACUGCACUGAAGCAAGUGCUGGAAAAAUUGUGGUGGGUAAGGUCAAUGUAGCCACCUUUACGGUGGAAAAUUCCUGGACCACCACACUGAAGAAGACAAAUGUGACCAACGCCUUCAUGAUGUGCGGAGUCCUCUAUGCCACUCGCUCUGUAAACAAAAAGACGGAGGAGAUCUUCUAUAUGUUUGACACCAAGACUGGAAAGGGAGAGCAGAUAAGCUUCAUGAUGGAGAAGAUGUCAGAGAAGGUGCAAAGUCUGAGCUAUAACGCAAAUGAACGCAAGAUAUACAUGUAUAAUGAUGCCUAUCUGGUGCACUAUGAUGUUAUGCUCCAGCCUUGA
This is a messenger RNA of Bufo bufo (common toad), 1794 nucleotides long. RefSeq names its product olfactomedin-like. Gene Ontology annotation, biological process: signal transduction. The transcript is spliced from 7 exons. Bases 1 to 1794 code for a protein of 597 amino acids. NCBI's taxonomy places the organism in Eukaryota, Metazoa, Chordata, Amphibia, Anura, Bufonidae. The record is from RefSeq and is a predicted model, not a curated record.